This is a messenger RNA of Funneliformis caledonium, 404 nucleotides long. Lineage: Eukaryota; Fungi; Glomeromycota; Glomeromycetes; Glomerales; Glomeraceae. The record is from the annotation of a GenBank genome assembly.
AUGAAUGCAAUUGUGUCUCUUGUACACUUUUGUGAGGUUCAUGGACCAAGUGUAAUUUUUUGUACACAGGCCUUUCAUGCAAAAGAUACUUCAGAUCAUCUUUCUGUUAGUAGUGAAAGAAAUUCUUUAGUAGACCAACCACAUUUGGAUAAUUCUAAAGAAACAUUAUCGAAUAAAAAAGAACCUUCUAUAAAUUCCAAUAGGCCUGCACCAGCAUCUUGUGCGUCAUGUGCAUUUUCAUUGCCCCCCUUGGAUGCAUUAGGUGAUGCAAAGCCGAUACAUAAUUCUGAAAUAAAAGGUUUCAAAACUCAAGACGAGGAAAAUCCUUUGGUAACUUAUAAGGGUUCCCGAUAUCCACAAGAACAACAACUAUAUGCUGCAUUAAGACAAGCAUGUGUGAGAAG